AAAAAACAAAAACAGAAAUCAUGUGACAGGUCGGGUUCGCGCAGGCGCGGACGAAGUGACCACAUUAAUUAGUCCAAGUGACAUUGUCUGUGGAAUAUGAAUAUAAUGUUACGUAUCUUCACGGUGACAGCAUAUCUGCUUUUUCCUAGCAUGCUGUACGGGCUGCCGUACAGUUAUUUUCAGGCGAAAGACCAGUAUGGUACCAAUGCAAACCCUGAAUUUUCUGAGAAGUACUUCAUACAGACUGUGGACCACUUCAACUUUAACAGCAUGGGAAACGCGACUUUUAGCCAACGUUACUUGAUAAAAGAAACGUUCUGGAGGAAAGGCUCUGGUCCCAUCUUCUUCUACACUGGAAAUGAGGGGGAUAUCUGGGAAUUUGCCCUGAACUCUGGUUUCAUACUAGAGUUAGCUGCUCAACAGGAGGCUCUGGUCAUAUUUGGUGAACAUAGGUACUAUGGAAAAUCUAUGCCGUUUGGCAAGGACUCCUUUAAUAUCCCUCAAGUGGGUCUACUCACUGUGGAGCAAGCCCUUGCCGACUACGCUGUCAUGAUCACUGAGCUGAAGCAUCAGCUAGCAGCUGCAAACUGUCCUGUGAUUGUGUUUGGCGGCAGUUAUGGUGGAAUGCUGUCGGUCUAUAUGAGACUUAAGUAUCCAAACAUCGUUGCUGGAGCUCUAGCAGCCAGUGCCCCUAUUCUGUCCACUGCUGGUCUGGGAGACACGAGGCAGUUUUUCAGGGAUGUUACAGCUGACUUCGAGAACAUUGCGACUGAAUGCAGAGAUGCUGUUCGACAAGCUUUUCAUCAGCUGAAGGAAUUAGCAGAGUCCCAAGAUUACAGCCGGAUCCAGUCCGAAUUUGCCCUAUGUAACCCUCCAUCGUCUGGUCAGGACAUCAACCAGCUCAAUGGUCUUCUCAGGAAUGCCUUUACAAUGAUGGCCAUGCUAGACUACCCUUACAGCACUCACUUCAUGGGUAACAUGCCGGCCAAUCCUGUCAAGGUGGCCUGUCAAACCAUGCUCAGGGGAUCUGACCUGCUGGCUAAUCUCAGGGACACUGCAGGGAUCGUAUACAACUCUACUGGGAUACUGGCUUGUUUUGACCCGUACAGUCUGUAUAAGGAGUGUGCUGAUCCAACUGGAUGUGGACUGGGCUUCGACAGCUUAGCAUGGGACUACCAGGCAUGUACAGAAGUUGAGCUCUGUUACGAGAGCAACAAUGUGACAGACAUGUUUCCUCCGAUGGCUUUCACUGAGAAAGAUCGUGAAACUUACUGCUCCAAACGCUGGGGCGUGAUUCCAAGACCUGGCUGGCUUCGAACUCAAUUUUGGGGUGACGCACUCUCCACAGCAAGCAAUAUCAUUUUUUCCAAUGGAAACCUGGACCCCUGGGCCAAUGGAGGGGUGCGCAAGUCUUUAAGUUCAUCCCUGAUUGCUCUCAACAUCUCCGAGGGAGCCCAUCAUCUGGACCUCAGGGGAAAUAAUGAAGCUGACCCACCAUCAGUCAUCAGAGUUAGAAAGAUGGAAUCUGAGAUUAUUGCACAGUGGGUGAAGAUGGAAAGGAUUAGAUUAUCAGAGUGACUGUUACAGUUUUCCUUUUUUAUUUUUAAAACAAAUCUGUUAGGAUUUACUGUACAUACAACCAAAGAAAAUUUACAAGACUUCUUUGAAAGUGAGGAUCAGGACAGCACCUUGUAAAAUGCUCCGAGGGAAAAUGCAAAGAUCAUUGAGUUUAAAUUCAUAAUACAUUCUGCAUACAAGCUGUAAAUGUAUCCAAUACCUUUUAAUCACCCAUUGGAAAAGGAUUGAGUUGAUAUCAGAAUGUAUUAUUCUUCUGGAUCUGGAAAAACUCAAAUUGAUUAUGGAUUUCAGAAAUCCAAAUGUUUAAUGAUGCUUUAGGAAACAUUUCCAAAUUAAAGCUGGUGCCAUAUACAGUAUUACCAUCACAUACACAUAACAUACCACUAACUUCUUGCUGGAAUGAAAUUUUUGAGGGAAAUCUUGACAGAAAUAUUCUGUAUUUGUUGUUAAUAAAGUUGUAUGUUCAGAAAACAGAAAUAAUAAAAGUGAUAUGAAA
Molecule: messenger RNA, 2074 nt
Organism: Menidia menidia (Atlantic silverside)
Lineage: Eukaryota; Metazoa; Chordata; Actinopteri; Atheriniformes; Atherinopsidae
Source: the annotation of a GenBank genome assembly